CUAAGCUAGCGGUGGUGUGUCGUGGUGGCGAUGAUCAACGGGGGUCGAUGCUGGCGGGCUGUAGCUUGGCCGCGGUCCAUCAAAUUGAUAGUUUCGGGCGUUCCCGCCAGCGUCAAUUCCGCGAGCAGACGUUCUUUUUCCACUUCCGAGAUAGUUAUGGAUAAAAUCGACGACGUACGAGUUACGGAACUCACGAAUUCCGCGUACAUCAAGCCUACGCGGCUGCUUUUCAAGCAGAACGGGAGGCAAAGGAUAUGGGACCUCAUGAAGAGUCACGACAGCGUCUCGGCCGUUAUUUACAACAAAAGCAGGGAUGUCCUUGUAUUCGUCAGGCAGUUCCGACCUGCUGUAUACUAUGGUCAGAUUCCAACACAUGAGGUUGCUUCUGGCAAGCCCAUUGACACGACCAAGUAUCCAGGAACAAUGGGUCUGACACUCGAGCUGUGUGCGGGCAUCAUUGACAAUGAGAAACUGUCGUCUGCUGAAACGAUGCGUGAAGAGAUAAAGGAAGAGUGCGGUUACAAUGUGCCCUUGACCAGCAUACAGCGGGUCACAUCAUUCAGAUCUGGUGUUGGGAUCCUUGGUGCAAAGCAGGAGCUGUUUUACGUCGAAGUGACCGACGACAUGAAGCAAACCGCUGGUGGUGGUGUUGAAGAACAAGGCGAAAUGAUCGAUGUGGUUGAGCUAACCAAAGCCGAAGCCAAGAAGAUGUUGUUUGAUGAGAGCAUCAUGCGGCCCCCUGCUCUGCUCUUUGGCAUUACAUGGUUCUUAGAAGUCAAGUCGAAGCAAUAGAAAGGACUUUGUUAUUGUAUAUAAAUUAGUUCUCUAUGAUUUACAUCUUUAUAUUUGAUGUGCUGGCUGGAACUUUGACCCGCGGUGCAUUCAUUAUUAAGUGCAUAUAAUCACUGGCGAAGGAGGCUGAUGAGAGCACUACAUGAAGUCCUAUACGUACCUGCAAUCAUGGUGUUACUUGCUUCUUAGAAGCUGUUAAAUGAAAAUUUUCCUUUCCACUGUAGUCAUAUAUGCACUACUUUAGCAUUCUGCCGUGGUAAGUCAUUUGUGCUCAACCACUGAUGCUAAAUACUGUCGCACUUGAAACAGCAUAGCGUCAGAAUAUAUUUAGUCACGAUUACAUGCACAUUUUUACUCUCCACAUUUUGCCGACGCUUGGGCCCAACAUGAUUUCAUUAUGAGAUCUGCAUCAGUAUUCCACAUCAUUACAAGAUGCAAGAGUGCAAUAAAAAUGUUGCAUGAACAUGA
This is a messenger RNA of Dermacentor andersoni, 1260 nucleotides long. RefSeq names its product uridine diphosphate glucose pyrophosphatase NUDT14-like. Gene Ontology annotation, biological process: ribose phosphate metabolic process; nucleoside phosphate metabolic process. Gene Ontology annotation, molecular function: metal ion binding; UDP-sugar diphosphatase activity. The record is from RefSeq and is a predicted model, not a curated record. Lineage: Eukaryota; Metazoa; Arthropoda; Arachnida; Ixodida; Ixodidae.